AUGUGGAACCGGUACCUGUCAGCUUUGUUCUGUGUGCAGUUCCUCCUGGCACUGUGGUCGCCCCCGGAGUGCCAGGCAUGCCAGGGGGACGAGCUGCCCCGUACGGUGGUGCUAGACUGGCUCAGGCACCGUAUCCUGGAGGGCUUGGGCCUGAAAGAGCCACCUGUGCCUGUGCUACAGCGCCCCCCGGGGGUGAGAAUGGAGAUGACAGCCCACCACCGGGGCACACGAGUGAGCAGAGCAACUUGGGUAAACAGGAAACGGCUACACCAGGAGAGUUCACAGGUCAUACUUUUCCCCAGCUCUGAGUCCACCUGUCAGGACGAGACAGGGCCUUCAUCUGAGGCAUCCACAGGCCACUUCACCUAUUACUUCCAGCCCUCUCUGGACAACCAUGAAUCCAUAAUCGUCUCCGCCCACUUCUGGUUCUACGCUGGUGAAGGAGUGGCCUCUGACAAUAGCUCCGCCCCUCUAUACAUCCUCACAGCCAACCAGGAGCUACUGCUGGUGGCAGACAGGCCGGCCAAGCGCAGCCCGGACGGCUGGACCACCUAUCAGUUGGAGUAUGACCUCCAUCCCACUCUGGGCGAGGGUCCGCUCAUGUUGCAGGUACGCUGCCCCGCCUGCAGCUGCCACCGCCAGGAGGAGGACAAGACGCCCUUCCUUCACCUCCACACCCGGCCCAGGGUGUCCGACCGCUCGCGGAGGGCCCCCACCGUGCCCUGGUCUCCCGUGGCGAUCGAGAAGCUCCAGAGACCCUGGGCGGGAGGUGCCGAGGCGGCCGAGGGAGAGAGCAGCGACUGCAGGCGCGAGCAGAUCGAGAUCUCCUUCCAGGAGCUGGGCUGGGACAACUGGAUCAUUCACCCCAAGGUCUUCAGCUUCCACUAUUGCCACGGCAACUGCUCCAGCCCCGAGCGCACCACCACGCUGCUAGGGAUCAGCCAGUGCUGCGCUCCGGUGCCCGAGAGCAUGAAGUCCCUGCGUUUCACCACCACCUCUGACGGAGGUUUCUCCUUCAAAUACGAGACCCUUCCCAACAUCAUCCCGGAGGAGUGCAACUGCAUCUGA
Chanos chanos (milkfish) is the source of this 1068-nucleotide messenger RNA. It is a transcript of the gene inha, whose product is annotated as inhibin subunit alpha. The record is from RefSeq and is a predicted model, not a curated record. The transcript is spliced from 2 exons. Gene Ontology annotation, cellular component: extracellular region. The coding region runs from base 1 to 1068 and encodes 355 amino acids. Gene Ontology annotation, molecular function: growth factor activity; cytokine activity. NCBI's taxonomy places the organism in Eukaryota, Metazoa, Chordata, Actinopteri, Gonorynchiformes, Chanidae.